UUCGCACAAAAAACACACAUGCUGCAUACUCUUUGGCUUCAUGGUUCAUGUGAAUGUUUUGAAAGGAAAAAAGUAAGGUAAAAACAAAGGUUUUGGAGCUAGGCCUACAGGACUAGCUAACUGAAAUCAAAGAUAUUGGUUUGCAGUACUAUAUCUUUUUGGGGAAUUUUAUGCGAAAUACCGCCACAUUAUUCCAAGCUUUGUUUACACACAUAUAUAGGAAAAAUCUAAUUUUAUAUAGGCCUAAUUUAUCUUGCCGAACAAACCAAAUCAAACUCUUCCAGGCACCCGGUCCCGGUGUCUUCUUUCCUGCUGGAAGCGUUCGUUUUAUUGCAACGACUUCAACUGAAGAAAAUAGGACGAUAAGGAUGCCGAAAAAACGCAAGGCAGAUGAUGAAGCAUCAGAUGGAUCCAAGCAAGCCAAGACUGAAGGAACAGAAGCCAAUAAGAUGCCAGACGAUGCAAACACAUUGGAUCCCAACACAGACAAAAAGUCUGCAUCUGGCGAAAAGUGGAACUUUAAAAUUUCUUCAUGGAAUGUGAAUGGGCUCAGAGCUUGGGAAAAGAAAGACGGUUUGAAGUACUUGACACUGGAUGGCCCGGAUAUUCUUUGCUUGCAAGAGACAAAGUGUGAUGAGAAAUCAAUCCCAGGAUCCUGUACAAUUGAUGGUUACCAUAACUACUGGUAUGCAGCUGAGCAGGCUGGGUAUGCAGGGACUGGUAUUAUGUCAAAGGUUAAACCACUGAAUGUUACAUAUGGAAUUGGCUGUGAGCAGCAUGAUAAAGAAGGGCGUGUCAUCACUGCAGAGUAUGAUAAGUUUUAUCUGGUGACUUCAUAUGUUCCGAAUGCAGGGAAGAAGUUAGUGAGGUUGGCAUAUCGGGAAGAGUGGGAUAAAGAUUUUCGUAACUACCUCGUUGAUCUGGAUAAGAAGAAGCCGGUGAUUCUGUGUGGCGAUCUGAAUGUAGCCCAUAAUGAGAUAGAUCUUGCUAAUCCAAAGAGUAACCGUAACAAAACAGCCGGAUUCACUGACCAGGAGAGACAGGGCUUUACUGAUUUGCUAGCAGCUGGCUUCAUCGACUCAUACCGUCACUUUUAUCCACAGAAAACUGCCGAGUAUUCCUUCUGGACCUACAUGAUGAAUGCAAGAGCCAAAAAUACAGGCUGGCGUUUGGAUUACUUUGUAGUGUCCGAGAAACUUAAACCUAAUAUUUGCGACAGCGUCAUAAGAACCAAGGUAUAUGGCAGUGAUCAUUGUCCUGUUACACUAUUUCUGACAAUGUAAUAUUUUUACAAACCUUGUUAAUUGUUCUUUACAAGAGUUUUACAGCAGUUUGUCAUUACCAGUGAAUGAGAUAUAGUUUGCAUCAACUAUCUAAAUUAAUAUCUGCAUUUUUUGUUAUUAGCUUCAAUAAACAGAGACUUCUUGGUUACUUGAUUUGGAUGAUGUUACAUCAUCUUUUUUUCAAUCAUGAAACUUUAAAAAUACAUUUUGUUUUAUUAAUCGUCAUUCCUCAUUAUAGUGUCCUUCACUGACAUGCAUUAAAGAUCAUUAAAGAUUCAGUCAGAUUGUCUCCGAUAGUCCCUGCAAGUGGCGCUGCGACAUGACUACAGGCUUCCAAUUGUGAGAUAGAUGGUUCAAGUUGUUUCUUGGGCCCAGCACUCUCCAAGGAGUGUAACUUGGUACCUGGUAGAAUUAUAUGUCUGUAACAAUACAGAGUACACCCCCAGAAAGCUAUGUUUUUUUAAUGUGUUUUAUCCAAUGAUUGACGUAAUAAUAUUGUACUCAUAGGCCAAAAAAAAAAAAAUUGUUGUGUUGUCCAAGCAGAGUGAGAAUUUGAAAUUUUGAAAUAAGGGCCUAGGACUAAUUCUAGAGUUUACAGCCAGACAACACUGUCACUGUUUCUUGCAGGUUAAAUUUUAACAACUUUAAAUUAAUUAAAGUUUUAAAGUGAUCUUAUUAUAGUAAGUUUUUCCACCUUUAAAAAAAGCUGCCCUUGAUUUUAGACAUUUUCUGUCUGGUUGGCUUGGACACGUAAUUUUUUUUUGGCCUCAUGUGCUAUAAAAUUGACAUAUUUUUUAUUUAAUAUUAAACUUGUCACCACCACAACUCUGCCCAUACUGUGUAACAAGUAAAUGUGAAAUACCCAUAUUUGGGUGUGAUAUGACAUCAUCAUGCCCAUAUAUGGGUACAUAAAAUUUGAUAGUGUGGACAGAGCUAAGUGCAGUAAACUGAUGGCCUAAUUAUUCAUUUGAAUGGUUAUACAGUACCUGCCUCCAUAUGUAUCAAGCCACUUUAGUUUGUACUAGUCUUAAACUUUAAUUUGAUAUUAUAGAUAUGGAUUUAGUACAGCGCAUUAAAGGAAACGUAAAUCACAAUUUGUAUUUUGAUCUAUUUGUGAGAUUAACAUUAAAAGUAUUCUGUAACUUGAUUGAGUAGACUGUAAGCCAUUCUAUGAGUGUAAUCUAUAACAUUGUAUAUCUUGUUUGUACAUUCAUAUAUGCUGUGGAUAGCACACCAAUCUAGGGAUAUUGUUUGAUAUUGGAGAUUUCUUUGAACAUUCAUUUUGAGGGAUUUGGACAGGGUUAUCCCUAAAGCUACAAUCACUUUGUGAUUAAUAUGUUUUCCUCAAUAAAGAUUCUAUACCAAGUUGUAUAGAAUGGUCAAAUGUCUUUAAAUGAUAAUUUUAACUUAAGUCUUUUUGGCUCUCACUGUUAAAAAGUCAAAUCAUUGAUGGAAGUAGACUUGCAGCAGAAGUUUGAAUGGAUUCACCAAUGAGAAUUUAGAAAUGUCUUAGCGCUACAAGUUACAUUUGCUAGAUUGUAGCCUAUCUUCCUCAAUAUGAAUAAAAUUAUAUUGUUUGGCUGGCUACAAUUUACAAUUAAAUUUACAGUUACAGUUGUCUUUUCCAUCCAGUGAUUGGUUUUUGUGUGGACACCGCUUAUUUAUACAGUAUAUUGUCUACUAUAGACAUUUCCAUUUGAAUUUAAAAAUGCUAUUAGUAUUCAAGACCAUGAUUAUGAUCAUUGUUAACCGCCGUCGUACAUAAGGAAAUUUUUAGUUUUUAUACCAUUAUUAUUAAACGUUGAAAUAUUGAUUUAGAA
Molecule: messenger RNA, 3103 nt
Organism: Anneissia japonica
Lineage: Eukaryota; Metazoa; Echinodermata; Crinoidea; Comatulida; Comatulidae
Product: DNA-(apurinic or apyrimidinic site) lyase-like
Exons: 10
Coding region: 171-1283 (370 amino acids)
Biological process (GO): base-excision repair
Cellular component (GO): nucleus
Molecular function (GO): endonuclease activity; double-stranded DNA 3'-5' DNA exonuclease activity; DNA binding
Source: RefSeq, a predicted model, not a curated record